GGAGGUGAUCGGGGUGUCAUGGCGGCGGUGCGGUAGGGAAGGGGAGCUGAGGGGGGAGGCCCCGGUCUCAUCGCCUUUCAUUGCCUCUUUGCUUCAGGAGCAUCUUCGGAUGGUGGCUUCUGCGGACACGGGUUUGGUACCCGGAAAGGAGCUGGGUUUAAGUCACUUCGGGUACGUGCUAAGUUCCCCUAAAGGACACAGUUAAACACGCCUUUGUUUUGCUGAUCAUGGAUGAAGAGAGCCUGGAAGCAGCGAUUCAAACCUACAAUGCCCAACUGCAGCAGGUGGAGCUGGCGCUGGGCGCAGGCCUGGACCCGGCCCAGCAGUCGGACUUGGUUCAGUUACAGGAGGAUUUAAAGCAGCUGAUAGAGCUGACCGAGGCCAGCCUGGUGUCUGUCAGAAAGAGCAAGCUCCUGGCUACACUGGAUACAAACACUGCCUCCUCCAGCCCAGGAGGGCUCCUGGAGCAGGGCACCAGCCCGGACACGUCUGCACAGGAUGAGGAGUAUGCUGCCUUUAAAGAAGCCAUUGCUGAGAUCGGGAGGGAUGAGAAGGCUUCGGGUGAUAACAGUGAGAGGUCAUCAAAGAGGGGGGAGGAAACUGAUGACAGAGAUGAAUCAAAACACAGUGAAGAGGAGAAGGAGUCGGACAGAGAGGAAGAGGAGGACGAGGAGGAGGAGGGAUUGAGUGGGAUGAAGGUUAAAGCACCCUACUACAGCUCCUGGGGGACGCUGGAGUACCACAACGCCAUGAUUGUGGGGACAGAGGAGUUGGAGGAUGGCAGCGCAGGGGUGCGAGUGCUUUACCUGUACCCAACCCACAAGUCCCUGAAGCCCUGUCCCUUCUUCCUGGAUGACAAAUGCAGAUUCAAAGAGAACUGUCGGUUUUCCCAUGGGCAGGUGGUCUCUGUGGAGGAGCUUCAGCCGUUCCAGGAGCCCAACCUGAGCACACUGCAAGUGGGCUCAUCCUGCCUGGCAAAGCACAGUGAUGGGAUAUGGUAUGCAGCAAAGAUAACUGACAUCGACAGUGGUUACUACACGGUGAAGUUUGAUUCUCUGCUGCUCAAGGAAGCUGUGGUGGAAGGAGACAGUGUCAUUCCCCCGCUGCGAAGUGAAGAGGCUGCUGAGUCUGAUGAAGACAGUGUUGAUGAUUCUGGUUAUGCUAAAGUGAUAGACUCAAGAGUUCCAGAGAAUGGGGAAUGGUCUCCUGCAUGCAGCUCCUCCUUCGGUGGCUGGGAAGCUCAUACUCGUGGUAUCGGCUCCAAACUGCUUGUUCAGAUGGGAUAUGAGUUUGGGAAAGGGUUAGGGAAGAACGCUCAGGGCCGAGUGGAGCCUGUGCAGGCUGUGGUGCUGCCUCGAGGGAAGUCCCUCGACCAAUGUGCGGAGGUGCUGCAGAGGAGGAAGCAGGGGAAGCUGGACCCAGGCAAAGCCAGGAAGUGCCAAGCAAAGGGAAGCAGCCGGAAGCCUUCCCACAAUGUGUUUGACUUCCUGAAUGAGAAGCUGCGAGGGAAGGGCUCUGGGGAGAAGGCUGCAGGGAUGGCAGUGCCCAGGAGGACCAGCAAAGAGAUCUACCAUGCCAGCAAGAGCACCAGGAAGGAGCUGAGUGUCCGUCUCCUCCAGACAGUGGAGAAGAUCGAGCAAACACAGAGGGAUAUCAUAGGAAUCCAGCAGGCCCUGGAACGCAACAUUGGGCGGCACAGCGUUGCUACAGCUCAGCUGAAGGAGAAGCUGGCUAAUGCCCACAGACAGCUGGGGCAGCUGCAGGCCCAGGAAGCCAGUCUGCAGCAGGAGCAGAAGAAAGCAGACACACACAAGAAGAUGACUCAGUUCUAGUCUCUCAGAGAGGUGUUUGACUGCAGGGAUUGUCCUUCCAGCCAGCCCUGGUGCUCACAGCCUCAGAGCCUGGGGGAGCCUUCCUGCUCCUCUGGGCCUCUGGCUGCCCAGCCUGGAAAAUGGGCUGGAAAGCAGUCAUUCCUAAACCCAGAUGGCUCUGAGCAUUGCUGGGAAGGGGAGGAGCACACAUCCUGGAAGCAGUCAAUGGGUCUGAGCCUUCCAUGAGGGCUGGCCACAAGAAACAGGAUUCUCUGCUCUCUUUGCACACUUCUUCCCUUUGCUAUCACUGCAGAGCCUGUAGCUCCUCGGAUGGUAACGUUGCUGACUGCACACCAGCUGAGAAGGGGCUUUGAAAGCCCCACAUCCUGCCAUCAACUGUGGCUUGUGUUGGCAGCCAACUGACAAACACAGAGCAGAGGCAGGGUCCCAGAGCAGAGCAAGGUGAAAACAACAAAGGCCAAUGGCUUCAGCUGCUCUCUGCCUUGUAGGUUUUGCCAUGGGAUUGAGCUGAGAGCACAGUUUUAGGGGGAGCAGCUCCUUAUAGCUUCAGUGUAAUGAACACACAGAAAACUGGCAGCUUGGAGGGGGGCACUCAUUGCCUCAAGCUUCAGGUUUCAUGUUUGGGUGUAAGAGUAUCCCAGGACAUGCUGUAGCCUCAUUGACUUGGCAUGGGAGCCGCGUGGUUCCAUACGUGGAGUGCCAAAGCUGGGGGGGUAAGAGCAGAGUGACAGAGCUUCAAACCUCCCAGUUCUGUCCCAGGUGGCUCACUGGACACAGGACCUUAACCCCCCUCAGGACCCAGAUCCAGGCCCUGGCUGAGCACUGACAUGGGUCUGUGCAGUGCAGCCCUGUCUGUGGCAGAGCUUCAGGCUGGGCUGGGGGCAGGUGGAGCAAGUGCCCUUCCCUGCAGUGUGGACAGGAGGGAUGUGUUCCCAUUGUGCAUUGGUGGCAGCCCCAGAGGAGAUGGUGGCUUCAUCAGGCUCUUUCUGGUGGGCCUGGUGCAGUGGGAUUGCUUUUAGAAGAAAUAAAUGUUUCCAAUUUCA
Melopsittacus undulatus (budgerigar) is the source of this 2875-nucleotide messenger RNA. RefSeq names its product zinc finger CCCH-type and G-patch domain containing (gene ZGPAT). The transcript is spliced from 6 exons. Gene Ontology annotation, biological process: negative regulation of transcription by RNA polymerase II. Gene Ontology annotation, cellular component: nucleus. Bases 228 to 1832 code for a protein of 534 amino acids. Lineage: Eukaryota; Metazoa; Chordata; Aves; Psittaciformes; Psittaculidae. The record is from RefSeq and is a predicted model, not a curated record. Gene Ontology annotation, molecular function: DNA-binding transcription repressor activity, RNA polymerase II-specific; RNA polymerase II cis-regulatory region sequence-specific DNA binding; metal ion binding.